GAGAUCAUGUGCUGAGCCUCUGGCCGUCACUGUUCUGCAGAAGGAGGAAGUGAGGCUUGUUUUCUUUUUCUCUGCUAGAGUGUGUGUUUCUUUCAGACUGCAUGGAGCUUAAACCAGGGACUGGGAACAGGUUGUGGUAAAAAGAAGUAGGCUUGUUGUCAGGGUGAUGGAAGCACCAGUGCGGGACCUCCCGACGAACGAUACUCAGCCCCCUACCCUGAGCCCGGCCGUGCCCCCUUAUGUGAAGCUGGGCCUGACAAUUGCUUACACUGUCUUCUACUCGCUGCUCUUUCUUUUUGUCUACAUCCAGCUCUGGUUGAUCCUCCACUACAGGCACAAACGCUUCAGCUACCAGACGGUCUUCCUCUUUCUUUGUCUGCUCUGGGCAGGCCUGCGGACAGUACUCUUCUCAUAUUACUUCAGGAACUUUGUGACAGCCAACUCGCUGAGCCCCUUCGUCUUCUGGCUGCUCUAUUGCUUCCCUGUAUGCCUGCAGUUCUUCACUCUCAGUCUGAUGAACCUUUAUUUUGCACAGGUUGUUUUCAAGGCAAAAUCCAAGUAUGCACCAGAGCUCCUCAAGUACAGGUUGCCUCUGUACCUGAUCUUCCUGUCAAUCAGCCUGGUCUUCAUGGUGGUGAACCUGACGUGUGCACUCCUGGUGAAAAUGUCAAACACCGACCCAAAGAACAUUGUCCUUGUGCGAGUCACCAUCAACGACACCCUCUUUGUGCUCUGUGCUAUUUCUCUUUCCAUAUGCCUCUACAAAAUUGCAAAAAUGUCUUUAGCAAACAUAUAUCUGGAAUCUAAAGGGACCUCAAUAUGCCAGGUGACAAUAAUUGGGGCGACCGUCAUACUGCUGUAUGCCUCGCGGGCCUGUUACAACCUGGUUGUGUUGGCGCUUGCCAAAUACAAAAAUAUUAACUCGUUUGAUUACGACUGGUACAACGUAUCUGAUCAGGCAGACCUGAAGUCUCUUGGGGACGAGGGGUACGUUGUGUUCGGGGUGAUCCUCUUUGUGUGGGAGCUCCUCCCUACUACUCUAGUGGUGUUCUUCUUCCGGGUCCGAAGACCAGCCCAAGAUGGGACAGGAUCUAGAAUUCCAAGCCAUGUGUUUUCGUCCAGAGCCUAUUUCUUUGACAACCCGCAACGCUAUGACAGUGAUGACGACUUGGCGUGGAAUAUAAUACCCCAAAACUCACAGGCCAGUUUGACGGCAGAGUGGUACGACUGGGGGGGUCGUAACAACAGCUUUGUGGCGUACAUAGGAUCAGAGGACCCACACUCCACAACAGUCCCAGAGGAACUUAACCCUUGCUGAAGGGGAGUCUUCUGCUGUGUACAUUUGCACAUCUGUCGACUUAAACGUAAGCGUCUAGUCCUUCAGAGUGUGCUAGAUCGCACGUUUGUGAGCUGUACCCUUUUGCAUUCAAAUCUUCACUGUAAAUAGCAAUUCAUAUUUUCAGGGGAAGAAGGUAAAGUAAAAUACUGUACAAAAAUGACAGAAAAGUGAGAUGUAAUAUGGGUGAAAAAAUGCAUCCACUGAAAUGAUCAUAACACUUAAUGAACAAUCUGGGUUGUUAAUUUUGAGUUUUAAAAUGAUACCCAACUAUGUUUUUAUUUUCUUUGAAAAGCUUGGACUCAUGCUGCAUGCAUUCAUUUUAAGUCCCACAUACAGUACAGAUACAUUAUACUGAUUAUACCCUUGCAAAAGAGAACAAAGUUAGGUCAGUUCCACAGAUGUGGGAUAAUGUUCCUUUCAGCUUUUGAUGAGGUAUUGUGAAGUCCAUUAGCUAGGAGCUGCCUGCCUUUAAUACUUCCUUGGGCAGUGGGACAAUAAUUCCUUGCUGCAGAAUAAACAAGCACAGCACCAAAGGAUAAAGGUGCUACGCUGUUUAUUUCAUGGACUAUGCCAUAGACUUAAAUCAUAUUCAGUGGAAUGGAGUUAACCAAUGGUAAUCCAACAAUCUCGCUCUAAUGGAAAAUGGUAGCACAAUGGCUUAUGAACCACUGGUAGAAUGGUACCACAGAGGUACUUAUAGGUAUCUCAAUAAUAUGAACCAACGCAAAUGAGUAAUUCAUUGCAGUGCCUUAUCUGUACCAUUGUGUUACACUACAGUAUUAGGACCAUGUGUAAUAUUUAAUCCAAAUCCAUUUUGUUGGCAUUUCUGACAAUAUUGGAAAAUACAUAUUCCAACAAGUUCCUAUAUCUCCCAUCUUUCACAUUGUACAUAGUGCAAUUACUAAUAAAUUUUACCUUAGAAUAGAGUAAUUUGCUCAAAAAGCAGUGAAAACUGAUUUCAUAAAUGGGUGUUGAAAAUAUGAAGCAAUAUCAGCAUCAAUAUGAUGUUAAAAGUAUACAUGACCAGCUAGUGUGGACUGCAUUAUUAUAUGUACAUGCUAGUUUUUGGGAACAUUAAGCAAAAUUCUAGUGCUAACAGUUUCUAGAAAAGUUAUGGAUGUUGUUUUUUUUUCCCCCAUGUGUGUACGCUAUAUGGAAUUAGGAAGAUGAGCAAAAAUAUAACUGAGGGAAGUUAAGGUUAAUGUUCAAAAUAAAAAAGGGAAAAACCUCAAACAAUACAAAAUAUUUUAAACAUCAUAACAAGGUUAGGGAGGGGUAGUAAAAUACUAUUAAAAUGGCAGCUCUGUUCUUGAAAUAUUCCAGUGUACUUGCUGUAAGUGAAACUAACAUAACCAUUAUCUAAAAGUGCAUAUCUAAGAACACAUGGCUAUUUAUCUACUUACCAAGUAUGUAGGGCACUCAUUUUUAUUUU
Molecule: messenger RNA, 2771 nt
Organism: Polyodon spathula (Mississippi paddlefish)
Lineage: Eukaryota; Metazoa; Chordata; Actinopteri; Acipenseriformes; Polyodontidae
Product: G protein-coupled receptor 137Ba-like
Exons: 7
Coding region: 167-1318 (383 amino acids)
Biological process (GO): negative regulation of osteoclast differentiation; regulation of autophagy; negative regulation of bone resorption
Cellular component (GO): lysosomal membrane
Source: RefSeq, a predicted model, not a curated record